GUCCAAGAUUUGUCAAUUGUCAUCAUCAAGUUCGACGACCGGAAUCAAACGGAAGGAGGUAAAGUGUCAUUAUUUGAAAGAAAAGGCCCAAAGUGUAACACUUUCAUCGCUCCGCUCCAUCACUUUAAUCACUUGGAUUCUUCUUGUUCGCUAUGGCGGGGGAAGGAGGAGGGACUCUGUCGGAGCUGUAUCAGAGAUCGAAGCGGUUGCUGCUGAAAACUAGAGAUGAUUUGGAGAGAGUUGAGCGGCUCGAGUUUUCGUCAUCGGCCGGUGCCAUCGGCUCAUCGGAACUAUCUGUUGCCGUUAGGAGGGAUAUUUCUCAAAUCCAAGCCCUUUGUUCUGAGAUGGAUGGACUCUGGCGAUCCGUUGCAUCAAAGCCCCAACGAGAUCUCUGGAAGAGGAAAGUGGAGCAAGUAGCUGAAGAGGCCGAUUCUUUGAGAGAAAGCUUAGAUAGGUACAUGCAGCGGCAGCAGAGAAGGAUGCAAGAAGCACAAGAGAGAACAGAAUUGCUUGGAAGAGCUAACGGAGAAUCAUCUCAUGUUUUGCGAAUCUUUGAUGAGGAAGCACAAGCAAUGCAGUCUGCACGAAACUCUUCUCGAAUGUUGGAAGAAGCAUCAGCAACUGGAGCAGCCAUUCUUGCUAAAUACUCUGAACAAAGGGAGCGCUUAAAGGGAGCUCAAAGGAAAGCAUUGGAUGUGCUCAACACACUGGGGUUAUCGAAUUCUGUAUUGAGGAUUAUUGAGAGGCGGAAUCGAGUUGAUCAGUGGAUUAAAUAUGCAGGCAUGAUUCUUACAUUUGUGAUAGUAAUUGCUUUCUUGAGGUGGGUUAGGUGACCUAUUUCUUGUUUCUCUUUGACUUGAAAUAGGGUUUGUUGUAUUUCCUACUUAUCUUGCUUUUAUACUGAAAAGGUUUUUCUGGUUACCAAGUGCAUUCUAUGUUUAAUCAUAACAACCCAUUAUACAUAAUAUUACACCGAAUUUACAUGAUAUAACCUCAAUUAAACUGAGUCACAUGCAUAUAGAAUCCAGAUGCCAUGUUUUAACCAUGCUCUCCAACAUCGAUGAACUUGUUGAACAAGGUUCUUUGUACUAUUCUGUUAAAUUUAGCUAUUUGUGUAUCAACACAAUUAUCAAUAUAAAUAAAAGGAAGAUGAUGAGUAACUUUUGCAGG
Molecule: messenger RNA, 1170 nt
Organism: Lactuca saligna
Lineage: Eukaryota; Viridiplantae; Streptophyta; Magnoliopsida; Asterales; Asteraceae
Source: the annotation of a GenBank genome assembly